GUCUCUCUCUGAUGCAUUGCAGGAGCCGGAGGAUGUGGUGGUGCCUGCAGGGCAGAGGAGGGCUUGGUGUUGGUGUAUGUGCUUCGGGCUGGCCUUCAUGCUGGCAGGAGUGAUCCUGGGUGGUGCCUAUCUGUACAAAUACUUCGCAUUCCAGCAGGGCGGUGUAUAUUUCUGUGGAAUAAAAUACAUUGAAGAUGGCUUAAGUUUACCUGAGUCUGGGGCAGAGGCUCAGAGCGCUCGCUACCACACGAUUGAGCAAAACAUCCAGAUCCUGGAGGAGGAAGAUGUUGAGUUUAUCAGUGUGCCGGUCCCUGAGUUUGCUGAUAGCGAUCCUGCUGAUAUCGUCCACGACUUUCAUCGGAGACUGACUGCCUAUCUUGACCUGAGCCUGGAUAAGUGCUACGUAAUCCCUCUGAACACUUCAGUUGUUAUGCCACCAAAAAAUUUCUUGGAGUUGCUCAUCAACAUCAAGGCUGGAACAUACUUGCCUCAGUCCUACUUGAUUCAUGAACAGAUGAUUGUUACCGAUCGCAUUGAAAAUGUGGAUCAGUUGGGAUUCUUUAUUUACCGCCUCUGCCGUGGCAAGGAAACCUACAAACUGCAGCGCAAGGAAGCCAUGAAAGGCAUUCAGAAGCGUGAAGCUGUCAAUUGCAGGAAGAUUCGACAUUUUGAGAACAGAUUUGCUAUGGAAACACUCAUCUGUGAACAGUAAGGAGAAAGGUUACUGUUACAGGAGACUUAAACUACAGUAUGACCCCACCCUUUGUAUUGUGUGCAGUGAUUUUUUUUUUUUUU
This is a messenger RNA of Meleagris gallopavo (turkey), 795 nucleotides long. The record is from RefSeq and is a predicted model, not a curated record. NCBI's taxonomy places the organism in Eukaryota, Metazoa, Chordata, Aves, Galliformes, Phasianidae.